Molecule: messenger RNA, 723 nt
Organism: Tetrahymena thermophila SB210
Lineage: Eukaryota; Ciliophora; Oligohymenophorea; Hymenostomatida; Tetrahymenidae
Product: transmembrane protein, putative
Exons: 1
Source: RefSeq, a predicted model, not a curated record
AUGCAUAUAUAGUGGUUUGUUUUAUCCUUUACCUUACUUUUAGAAAAAUAAUCGAUUGCGUAAAACUUAAGAAAGUAUUAAAAUUGUUCUGAAUAUCGCUAGCUAUUAAAAAAGCUGUUUAUUGUAUUGUUAUUUAGCUUUUUGUUCCUAGUAAAAUUUUUUAGUUCUUUUCUAAUGAUAUUUAGAUCCUUUUACUUCUAGUCGAGACAUUCAACUACAACAUCGUCCCCAUUAUCAAGAAUAUAUUUUAAAAAUGAAGAUAGAAUAUUUUUGUUUACAUUAUUCUUAUCUAAUUUUUCGUAAAGGGAUAGCAGAUAUUCAUCAUCUUAUUCAGUAAACUAUUUCCAAAACAGAGAAGAUGAAUCACAAAUUCUUCUUACAAAAUUUUAUUUUGUUUCAUUUGAGUCUUAAGAUACUUCGUUAUCUUAGUUUUAAUUUGAAAAGUCUUCUUAUUGUUAAUUCUCUGUACAUUAUUAUUGCUAAAAAUUUGCGCUAAUUAUAUCAUUUAAAGAAACAUCACUUUCUGAUGAUUUUUUUUCUUAAAAAUCUUAAAGACUUUCACAUAAUUUAUUCGUUUAUUACAUGCAGCUUUAGGAAAUUAAAUCUUGGUCUGAAGGAAUACAUUCGUUUGAAUUUGGGGAAGAAUUGUUAUUUGAAUAAAACGAAUUUUGUUUAUUGAUUACCUUAAUUUUUAAAUCUUGCUAUCUCUAAGUCAAUUUAUGA